AUGCCCGUCGAGAAGCGCCUCGACAUGUUCCGCGAGAAGUCCGUGCCCCUCGUGACCAAGGUCUGCAAGGACGCCAUGGCCGACGCGGGCAUCGACGUCGAGCAGAUCGGCAAGCUCGUCGUCGUAUCCUCCACGGGCUUCCUCGGCCCGGGCCUCGACGCGGAGCUCAUCAAGACGCUGGGCCUCUGGCGCGGCGUCGACCGCUCCCUCAUCGGCUUCAUGGGCUGCGCGGCGGCGAUGAACGGCUUCCGCGUCGCGAACGACUUCGCCAUGUCCCACCCGGGCAAGAUGGCGCUCAUGGUCUGCGUCGAGAUCUCCUCGGUCCACACGACCUUCGACGACAACGUCAACGACGCCAUUCUCCACGCCAUCUUCGCCGACGGCUGCGCCGCGGCCGUCAUUUCGGGCGAGAAGCCGGGCUCGGCCGCCGCCAAGGGCAAGUUCGGCAUCGUCGACACGCACGGCUGGCUCAUGGAGGGCACGGAGGACGGCAUCACGCUGUCCAUCAACGAGAACGGCAUCUCCUGCAUCCUCUCCAAGUACCUGCCCCAGUACAUCGCCAAGAACAUGGCGGGCUACGUCGACUCGUUCCUCGGCAUGCACGGCCUCCAGAAGACGGACAUGGACUUCUGGGCCAUCCACCCGGGCGGCCGCCGCAUCAUCGAGGAGGCGCAGAACGGCCUCGGCCUCUCCGAGGAGCAGGCCAAGUACUCCUGGACGGUCCUGUCCCAGUACGGCAACAUGCUCUCGCCCAGCGUCAUGUUCGUGCUCGAGCUCAUCCUCAACGACCACAAGAAGGCCCUCGCCAAGGGCGAGCGCGGGCUCAAGCAGGGCAUCGCCUUCUCCUUCUCGCCGGGCGUCGGCGCCGAGGGCAUCCUCAUCAACGUCAUGUAG
This is a messenger RNA of Aureococcus anophagefferens, 894 nucleotides long. RefSeq lists its product as hypothetical. The coding region runs from base 1 to 894 and encodes 297 amino acids. Gene Ontology annotation, molecular function: acyltransferase activity, transferring groups other than amino-acyl groups. The transcript has a single exon. Gene Ontology annotation, biological process: polyketide biosynthetic process. The record is from RefSeq and is a predicted model, not a curated record. NCBI's taxonomy places the organism in Eukaryota, Pelagophyceae, Pelagomonadales, Pelagomonadaceae.